GGUUUAGGGUUUAUGGCGAAUGGGCUGCUGCUGGGGAGCUCCUUCUACCGCCCAGCGCUUCCAAUCCCCAGCAGCAGCGGCAAUCGUCGAAGAUCCGGCACCAGGGCAGCACGAAUCAGGGGAUUGAAAGAUGGUUUUGCCAGAGAAUGGGGCGUGGGCGACGCGCCCGCCAAGGCCAGGUGUGGUUUCCCAGCGAUUUCUUUCAAGAGCGUGGCAUUGGAGAGGAUUUUCAAGGCCAGGGAGAUGGAUUCCAGCAAGGAAGUGAUGCUGUCAAGGUGGAAUUUUGCGAAGGUGGAGCUGAGCUCGACGCUUCCAGCAGCGAGGAGUUUUGGACUCCAGCAAGCUCGGCCUUUUCUUCUCGGCGGGUUUGUGGCUGGCUUGGCGAUGGCUGUCUCGACUAUCAUCUCUUCCUUGGCGAAGAGGGAGAGAGGAGUGGAAGUCCCAGCGCCAGCUCGAGCUUUCCAGGGGACAACGAUGGAAAAACUGGACUUUGACGAGGAGCUACUACACGUAGAAGCGGUUGCUACUCCUGCGAUGAGCGAGGAAGAGGAAGAAAGAAUCGCGAAGAUUCGAGACAUGGCAAGGCAGGCAACGAUGGAUGAGAGUAUUGGUGAUGAUGCUGCCGCUGAAGAGAGUUUACCUCCACCUCUUCGUCUUCCGGCCGCUGCUCGGGUACAGCUUUUGAGGAAGCAGAAUGGAGACGAACUCGACAGGAACACGCCGAAGCCAGAUUUCAUGGAUCUUUCUCGGCAACUCGAGCUCAUUCGAGAAUCAGACGCUUCUCAGCCAGGGUCGAGUGACAGUGAUGGAGCGGUGAUCAAUGGUCACGGGACUGGAAACGAGCUAAGUGGGCGACAUGAAACGAAUCAACGGGCUGGUGGUGAAAGCACAAGGUUUAUCACGACGUAUGAAGAAGCUCGCGAAGUUCUUCGUUCUGAUAAGCACGCAGAAUUUCCAGGCAGCGAUGGUGUGGUGAUAAAGGGCCAGGAGACUGGAAAAGAGCUUAGUGGGAGGACUGAAGAGAAGCAAGAGGCUAGUGCUAAGAGAACGAGGUUUAUCACGACGUAUGAACAAGCUUGCGAAGUUCUUCGGUCCGAUAAGCACGCGAAGGAAAACUCGCCACCUACAUCGUCACUCUCUCAGACUUCGUCCUCGCCACAGCGUGCGCCGAGCUCACAUACUCCACCAACAAGAGCCAGCAAUGAAAAUCUUUCGAGCGCUGAAGUUGCUGCUACACAACAUAUCUGGAAGAAGGACGAAGUGCUGCGGUGCAUUCUGCUCAAGGCCCAGGAGAACGAGCGAAGAGGAAAACCUUUGUUCCAUGGCAUGCCUCCUGACUCGAAAGAUAUUCUUUUCAAUGGACUGGAAACGGAGCUGGGGAGCGAAGCUGAACCGAUCAAGGCCUGGAUAAUGGAGCGCAUUUCUUCCGAUGCACAAAAAAAACAGAAAAAAUCUCAGGAGCAAGAGACUGACGAUUCUUUACCGACGAUUCCCGGGAGAAAGAAAGCUGAGUGGCAACCGGAUUGUAAUCCGCAAAAGACAGUCGUAACGGGCAGCAGUAGUGGCGCCGUGAAGCGUAAGCCAGUGAGCACCGAUCAACCAGACCUGAAGAAAACGAAGCAGCAGAGUAACAAGAAGAAAGUGUGGCCGAAAGAGAUACAACGGAGAUAUGACACGGAGACGGAUCCUAAAGUGCGAAAGCUUCUGAAGGAGAUUGGAAAGGACUUGGACGAAUGGUUAACCGAAGAGGAGGUGGAAGAAACGCUGAGACUCUUUUUCCAGGGACCUGACGGGCAGCGUGAGCUCUUACGUCGCUGGCACGCGGAGCUGAAAGAAGAGGCGAGGAAGCAGGGUGAAACUCUUGGCGACGAGGAGAUGAAACGCUUUGAGAAGAUGCAAGAGAAGUAUAAAACGCAGUCACUACAAAGUCUGGCCAGCAAGUACCGCGAUUCAAAACCUUCCAAGGCGGAUACUCUCUGGUGGCAUCAGUUGAGAUAUGUUGCGUGUAUACUGCUGCAGAAUGAGGAGCAGAAAGUUUCUCCUGGUCUCUAUUCUAUGAACAUGGCGUUGGAAGGCGAUUCCAGAGAGAAGCUACAUGUGGUUGGAUUCGAAGAUCAUAACGAGGCACUCAACUUUUGCCGCACUCUUGUACCUGAGAUCAACAAGCUUGGAGGAGCCACUGGUGCUCGAGUGAUUCCAUUCGAACCAAAGGAACUCCUUCGCGAAGCAAGCGAGUCUGGAUUCCAGGUGACAGUGCUCAAGAAGGGCCAUGUUGAAAACUACGCAGGAAAACCGCUUGAAGAGGUAGAGUAUAGAAUUCUCGAGAUUGGGAGGGAUGUUUACGUGCAGGAGAAGCUCCGGGAACGAUCCAUUGACGUAAAGUCGAUGAUGAAAGACCUUUGGAGCGACGAUUUUUAAAACAAAUGUAAGCUUUUACUGAGAGAUCUUUGUACUAUUUAGUGACAAGUGGUCAAUGUAAAAUAAUGAGCUUUCGUGAGCUCGUGUAACUC
This is a messenger RNA of Selaginella moellendorffii, 2510 nucleotides long. RefSeq lists its product as uncharacterized. The transcript has 4 exons. The record is from RefSeq and is a predicted model, not a curated record. The coding region runs from base 13 to 2418 and encodes 801 amino acids. NCBI's taxonomy places the organism in Eukaryota, Viridiplantae, Streptophyta, Lycopodiopsida, Selaginellales, Selaginellaceae.